AUAUAUAUACUCGUAGGAGGCACUCGUGGGAGUUUCGUCCCGCACCCCGUCGAGAUUGUGUUGACACUUGACACACWUAGUUCUAGGGACCAUCGCARMGGACAACACGCCGAAAGCCAUUGAACCAUGGUUUUGGUCCGAGCUCCGUGGCUGGCAGUUGCGGCCACAGUGCUUGGUGGUAUCCAUUGGUUCCUGCCAACGCUGUCUCGUUUUCAUCCUGGGGACAGAGAGAACGGAAUUCGCAGCAGCAGCAGCAGCAGCAGCAGCAGCAGCAGCAGCAACAACAACAACAUCCAUGCAUACACCAAGGGACCCAAGAGCAGCGAUGCGGACACCCCCGGGCGCCAACGCAACAAACGCACACUGUACGUGCACGUCGUCCCCCACUCGCACGACGACGUCGGAUGGCUCAAGACGAUCGACCAGUACUACUACGGCCGCAACAACACCAUCCAGCUCGCCAGCGUCCGCGAGGUUCUGGGCUCGGUAGUGGAGGCCCUGGACGAAAAUCCAUCCCGGACCUUUGUGUACGCAGAGCAAAAGUUCUUUGCCRCGUGGUGGGAGGAGCAGACCCCCGAGACGAAGGACACGGUGCGGAGGCUCGUUUCGGAAACGAGGCAGCUGACCUUUGCCAACGGGGGUUGGUGCAUGCACGACGAGGCGGCGACGCAUUACAUGGGUGAGUAGUGAGUUGUGAGUAGUGAGUUGCUCGCGAGUGGGUGGGUUCGAUGGAUGGAUGGAUGGAUGGAUGGAUGGAUUUUGAUUUGCGGCUUUUGCUCGACCGGCAGCGCAUGCCCACGCGUGUUGGAAUCGGUGGCUUGGAUUUCCUCGUUUCGCACGUUCUGCGCUCUCAUCCUGAUUCCAUUACAACGCAACGCAACACAACACAACACAACGCAACGCAACGCAACGCAACACAACACGACACAGGCAUGAUCGAUCAAACCACGCUCGGACACAACUUUCUCAAAAAAACCUUCGGAUACGUCCCCACGGUGGGCUGGCAGCUCGACCCCUUUGGACACUCGUCGGUCCAGUCCUCCCUCAUGACCUAUGCGAUGGGAUUCGAUGCCCUGUACUUUGGCCGCAUCGAUUACCAGGACCUGCAGCUGAGGCACGCCACAAAGGAAUGCGAGGGACUGUGGAACGCCCGCUCGGCAUACGGGAGAGAAGCGGAAGGCGGUGGCAACGACAGCGGGRGCGACGGGAGCGUCUUUUGGGGCCUGUCGGGCUCCUACGAUGGCAUGUACGGACCCCCGGGGGGCUACUGCUUCGACGCGGACUGCGGACCGGACUACGUCCCGCUGAUCGAAAGGAACCGCCGCGACCUCAUCGCCACCCUUCGGGACGUGCUGCUGUCCAUCCGGCAGCAAAGCGAUCGGACAAGGGGAGACCACGUCAUGAUCACCAUGGGGGAAGACUUCCAGUACCGGGAGGCAGCCGUCCACUUUGCCAACCUGGACCUGCUGCUGGGGACCGUCGCCCGCCUGCAGGAAGACGAGAACGGCCGGAACCUGCUGGACAUACCCGCUCUCUUUGGGCCGCGGUACGAUGCGAUCCGUAUGUUCUACUCGUCUCCCGAGCACUACACCGAGUGCAAAUACAACGAAACGGUCCGGAGCCGGGAACACCAUCGAGAACAACACGACUCUCGGAACCCAGGAAUCCAGACAACAAAGCCCUUGGUCGAGUGGACCACCAAGCGCGACGACUUUUUYCCCUAUAGCGACUGCCCCAACUGCUUCUGGGCCGGAUAUUUUGCUUCUCGCCCCGCUCUGAAGCGUUUCGAACGGGUUGGCUCGUCGUUUCUCAUGGCGGUGCGGCAAAUCGAAUCCAGCACUGCCAUCCUUGGUCACCCKUUUGUUGGUACYAGYRAGACSGCUCGGCCCAGAGCUCUGCACCCAUCUCUCSGAGAUGCYUGCAACACCACCACCGCGGGAGAASCAUCGUCGUGGCUCUGCGGAAACGAUCGCUUUCGAAAACUCGAAGACGCCGCUGGGGUCCUCCAGCACCACGACGGGGUUUCGGGAACCUCGAAGCAGCACGUGGCCUACGACUACGCGAAGCGCUUGCAGGCCGGRAUCGAUGGCCUCCUCCCGUGCACGAUUCGCCAGCUGGARCGGUUGCUGCUGCUGCCCAUUCCUUGGAACGAGACGACCCGAAGGCGGUUUCCGGAGAAUCUUUCCUUUUGCCAGUUGCUGAACGAAACCAGGUGCGACGUUUCGGUGGAGGCUACCAGACCCGGCAAUCCUCGGAAUGGCCUUGUUCUCUACGCAGUAAUUUACAACRGUUUGGCWUGGGAGCGGUCGGAGGUGAUCCACCUCCCCGUUGGGUCCGGUGGCAAGUACCUCGUCGAGGGAUUGGCAGAUGGCACGACCGAGACAUUGGAAGCCAGACCACUUCCAUGGCGCAAAUCCAACGAAAGCGGAGGCRGYGRCGSCGAGCAAGAACCAAAACCGUUUGUUCUCUCGUUUUUAGCAGCCAAUCUUCCUGCUAUAGGAGCCAAGGUGUUCCGGAUUCGAAAGCAACAGCRGACUUUGCAACAUCAACGGCUACUUAACUACCACACAACGAAACAAAGCUCCGAGAUGAUUCCACUUGGCAAUCGGUCGGAACAAACGGAAUCUCAAGAACAACACMAAAAGGAUGGCUUGGAGGAGAUUUCCAACGGUCAAUUUUCGGUUCUACUGGAUUCCAAAUCCGGUACCAUCCGUCGCAUCGGAACCCAGGACAUCGAGACUCUGAGUACAUGGGGCUAUUAUACCUCCUAUGACAAGGCGAGGGACGGAAAUCUUCGAGACGACAAAGGCUCCCAGAAUUCGGGUGCGUACGUCUUUCGACCGAGCACACCAAACCAAGAGCUAAAGGUCGUUUCUCCCGUCAAUGCGACAGUGGUUCGUACUGCUCUUGGUAUGGAGGUCCACACGGAAUACGAAACGCCAUGGAUCCAAACGAUUACCCGUAUUUUUACGGGAAUCCCAUGGGUAGAAAUCGAAUACCAGGUCGGUCCCAUACCGAUCGCAGACGGACGCGGCAAAGAAGUGGUGACCCGCUAUAACACCAUGGUCCGGAACAACGCCACCUUUUAUACCGACUCUAACGGCAGGGAAUUUAUGGAGCGGCGACGCAACCGCCGCCCAACAUGGGACCUYACCGUCUUCGAGCCCAUUGCUGGAAACUACUACCCCGUGAACACCGCAAUAUAUGUCGAUGAAGUACGAAACRACAAAGAGAAUUCUGGGAGACACCGCAAGAGCAACGACAGAGCCAAAUCCGUCCCGGCCUUUGCGGUCGUGACCGAUCGCAGCCAGGGRGGAGGAUCCAUAAGGGAUGGAACUUUGGAGCUCAUGGUCCAUCGUCGAACCCUGGCAGACGACGGAAGGGGCGUAGGAGAACCCAUCAACGAAACCAGCUCGGGCAUCACACCUUGUCCGCCAUACGGAAACGCCACCCGCCUCGGCGGGGGCUUGGUCAUCCGUGGAAAACACCGGAUCGUCGUCGAGAACAACCUUGGUGGCUGCAGGCAGGUAUCCUGUGGGGGUGUCGGCGGAGCUCGGUUGGCCCGAUCGGUGAUGGAUUCAUCCUUUGCGGAUCCUCUCGUCUUUGUGGGAUCGGCACCGUCUUCUUYGGUAGAUGAUACGGGAGUUUUAUUUGGAACGACCAGCUUUUCUGGGUUGGAAACGUCGCUACCCAAGAACGUCAUGCUGAUCACAAGGCAGAUUGUGUACAAUGAAGAUUCAGAAGCAACACAAGGGCAACCCGCAACGUUUUUAGUCCGUUUGGGGCAUCAGUACGGGCGAGGGGAAGACYCGGAUUUGUCGAGGCCCGUGGAUGUCGAUCUAGCAGUGCUUUUUCCCGGUCGCAAGCUGAUAAUGGUUCAAGAAACAACCCUCAGCGGGAAUCGAARCAUAGAGAAAUGGAGAAAAGAUAGAUUCGAUUGGCAAGGAUCUUCCACAAGAAUGGCACACCCUUCUACACGAAUGGCAACCGAAUCAACCGCGGGUGGGACAAGCAAUAGCCAAAGCAAAAGCAAAAGCAAGAUCACUCUAGCCGCAAUGGAAAUUCGAACUUUUCUUGUGAAUGUUGAAGCUUAACUCAUUAUGGAUAAUAAAUAAAUUGCUACUGU
Molecule: messenger RNA, 4126 nt
Organism: Pseudo-nitzschia multistriata
Lineage: Eukaryota; Bacillariophyta; Bacillariophyceae; Bacillariales; Bacillariaceae
Source: the annotation of a GenBank genome assembly